Messenger RNA from Penicillium digitatum Pd1, 639 nucleotides. Its product is annotated as mitochondrial 54S ribosomal protein bL17m. Gene Ontology annotation, cellular component: ribosome; mitochondrial large ribosomal subunit. NCBI's taxonomy places the organism in Eukaryota, Fungi, Ascomycota, Eurotiomycetes, Eurotiales, Aspergillaceae. Gene Ontology annotation, molecular function: structural constituent of ribosome. The record is from RefSeq and is a predicted model, not a curated record. Gene Ontology annotation, biological process: translation.
AUGGCUGGCGGUGGAAGCAGAUACCGCCACUUGAGCCGCGACUCCGCGCAUCGACAAGCCCUGCUCCGAAACCUGGUGACCUCCCUCUUCAAGCACGAGUCAAUCACCACUACAUGGCCUAAAGCCAAAGAGGCUCAGCGCCUGGCUGAGAAGUUGAUUACUCUGGGCAAGAAAAACACCGAAGCAAGCCGGCGACGGGCAUUGGAGAUUUUCUACACACCGCACGAAAUGCUCCCCAAACUCUUCGGUCCCCUCCGCGAGCGCUACGCAGACCGCCCAGGUGGCUAUACACGAGUCCUGCGCAUAGAACCCCGCGAAAAGAACGAGUACUUCUCCGCCAAGAAGGGCGACAAGAACGCAAUUCGAGAGCCCAAACCCCAGGCUAAGGCUCCCACUGCUAUCCUCGAGCUGGUCGAUGGGCCGAAGGACAUUCGUUUCGCCAUGACGGCACGCACAGUGGCGCGUGAGCGCGAGCAGGGCCGGGACCUCGUGCACUCGCUCACGAGAUUGAAUGUCAAGAAGGUUACACAGUUCCGGAAGGACGGUGUUGAGGUCUUGGAACGGGCGAUUUCCAAGCUCAGCCUUGCUAAGAAGCAGAAUGAUAAGCUCGCUAAGAAGGAGACUGAGUCGAGGGAUUAG